This is a messenger RNA of Manis pentadactyla (Chinese pangolin), 6538 nucleotides long. RefSeq names its product ankyrin repeat domain 7 (gene ANKRD7). The record is from RefSeq and is a predicted model, not a curated record. Gene Ontology annotation, molecular function: protein binding. Lineage: Eukaryota; Metazoa; Chordata; Mammalia; Pholidota; Manidae.
AUCAUUUUGAGUCAGGGAAUGGAGAAAUGAUUGAGCAAUAUCCUUAAGAAGUCAAGAGGUGAUGAUCUGUUUCCCAAGUGGAGAGACCGGCCUAAUGAGGGGUAGGGACAUUUCAUCCACAGUAACGGAAGGAAGGAACAAUGAUGGACAAGGUGGGGGCAAGUGGGUCAGUGUGGUCCUGCAAACAUGCAAGUUCCCUUCUGGUUGCUUUCCUUUUCAGUGAAAUAUGGAACAAGGUCAUCACAGUAGGAAACAGGUAGAUAGUGAAGGUAUAAAAUAGUGAUCCACAAGGGUGGGAGUGUAAAUGAACCAGUGAACUGUCAUUAUAGCAUAAUCUAAGCUCACGAAAGGAAAUUUUUUAUGAAAUGUAUGUAUAGCAGGCAUUUCCAAUGACUUAAACUUAGCAUUUAAUAAGCAUUACUAUAAAUGAAACUUGAGAGGAUCAUCUAGUACAAUUGCCAUUAUCCAGAAAUUAUUUACUUCAAAGAAAGAGAGGGAAACCUUUAAAUGGCACUUAGUACUAACACUUUAAUUUUGUUUUUCUCAAUUCACAUAGACCAGAAACAGCCAGAAAUUGUUUAUAGCAGGAAGAGUCAUGAGAGGUAGGAGUAAAGAUCCCAGAUGAGCUCAGUUUACUUUUGAUGAUGAAUUAAUGAAAGAAUAGAUAAAUGCUCUUGGAGAACUAUUUUAAAAGGAAACAAAAAUAAUUUUGAUGUUGGAAUAUCUUGUGAUUUUGGUAUUAAUUUUCAGUGUUCACAAAUUAGGACUUAAUUCUAGUCUUUGUAAAAUUUAUAGAACAUAGUAAAAUUAUAUUCUUUAAUUUAGAAAAGCAAUGACCUAUUUUUAAUUAAUUCAAAGAAACCAUCCUAACAAGAUAUGAUCAUUGAGUUUGUAAAAUGUCUAUUCUUAUACUUCCUAAGAAUAGUUCUCUUCUACUAAACUUUUAUGAGAAUUUUAUAUACAAAUAUUAACAUUAAUGGUAUAAAUAGGAGAACUGAUGAGAGAGGAAGGUAAAAUAUUAACAAUAAAGAAAUGUGAAAAAUAACCACUUAAAACUUUAAGCACACAAACUUCCCUGUCACAUUCAGUUAGAGGUUUUAUUUUCCUUUAUAAACCUUUCUUGUAUGCUUUACCAGUUGGUGUUAAUUAUUCUUUCUAAAUUUCUAUUUUCUGUUUUCUUUAUUGCUGAGAAUAGGAAUAUUUUUUAUUGAAAAUGAGCCAUGAUUUAUAGUUCUUGCUACUUUCCAUCAUGUAAAUGCCCCAUUUCUAAUUCAAGCCUCCCAACAGUUCCAGGAUAGUGAACUCCAGUUGAUGGGAUUAGCAAAAAAUAAGAAGUACAAUACUAAAUAUGUGAGCCCAUGUGUCAGUAUAGUGAUAUAUAAUUAUAGAACACACAGACAUAAAUAACCAUUUUCAAAGGAAAUUAUAAUAAUGUACAAAGAAGUUCUGUUACUUUCUUUCCCUACCCAGUGGUUUAGUUUUUGAAUGCCUUGAGUGUUAGUCAUUGUUCUUUUGAGAUUUCUGCUCUUAGGAGCACCCUAAGGGUAGAAUAGGGAUUGGUACUGCCACAUGGUAACCCUCUCAUGGCCAGGAAGCUGCCUACUAAAGUCUCCUAUGGAGAUGGACUGGGACUCCCAGUUUUGGAGUUGAUAGCAUAUAAAUGGUAUUUAAAGCCAUGGUACUGAAUGAAAUUGCCCAGAUUGGACUAUGGAUAGGGGAAGAAAUCAAAUGGAUUCUAUAUAUAUUUUGUAGUUAGAGUUGACAGGAUUUUCUGGCAGUUUAAAUGUAGGUGUAAAAGAUAAGAUCAAAGGAUGAUUCCAGAGAUUUGGGGGGAAAAAAAACUUAUGGAUUGAUCCUGGUGUUCUCCAAUAUUGGAGAUAAAGAAGAAUUCAGCAAACUAGACUGAGAAGGACUGGUUAAAAAGGAAGGAAUCAAACCGGGGAGUGUGAUGUCUUAGAAGCCCAGUGAAGUGUUUUAAGAAGCAAGCAAGGGUCCUUGAAACCUGUGUCAAAAUGCUCCUUGAUUAACAUGAAAACUAAGAAAUGACAACUGGAUUUUACAUGAUGGAAGUCUUUGUCAGUCAUACUUAAAGCAGUAUUGAUUGUGAGAGGAAUAAAAGGGUAAUGAUGGGAAUUGCUUUAAGUGAGAACAGAGGAAGAAAAAUUGUAGAGAAAAAUGAUGAUAUGGGCAAUUCUAAGGAGUUUGAUGUAAAGGAGAGAAAUGAGCAAUGGUUUCAGAGGAAGAUGUCAUGGUUGUUUUUAAGAUGGACAAAUGCUGACAUGUAUUUAUGAUAAUAAGAAUUAGUCUUGGGGAAACUUUAAGGACAUAAGAGAAAGCAGGAAGUGGAGUUGCUGAGGUAGUGUCCAUAGGUGGGCUACAGAGGAUGGGGUGCAGUACAGGAGAGAAAUGCUGGCCUUUGCUAGAAACAUGGACCUACCACCAAUGUUAACAGGAGAGAGGGUAAACUCUUUUGGCAAGGUGUAGGUAGGUGGGUAGAUGUCCCAGGAGCCUGUACAAUUUCUCCUGAUUAAUUCUUUUUUCUCUGGAUUAGGAAACCAAGUCAUCAGCCAAGCAGAGUUUGAAGAGGUAUUAUACAUAAAUUAGUCAAGGAAGGUGUGAAUCUGAAUGGAUCUGGGAAAUAUCUAAGGAUUGCUGGGAAGCUUACUAAUCCACCUCAGGCCGAUUUUUAUGAACUGAGAGUGAGAUGGAACAGCAUGGCUUUGUUUUGUUUUCUCCUUUAGUCACAUUCAGUGCCACAGGACAGAGAAGCUGAGAGAGGGGGUUACAGAUUUAGCUGGGACUGUGGUUUAGGCAGACAAGUAAGGAAGGAAUGGGGGUGAACAUACUGAAAGUGUAUGCAUGGGACUGAUGUUAAUGACGGGCCAUGUCAUUUAAUCUAAGUAAGUAAGUGAGGACACAGAGUGGGCUGGUCAGGGUCAGCGGAAGGUGGCAGAAUUAAUGGACUGUAGGUGCAAUGAAUGGAAAGAUUUUUGGAGUUUUGUGAGGAGAGAAAGUGAGAUGGUAUAUGAGAGGUGGUGUUCAAAAGUACCUUUGCAAUUGAGAUUAUGGAGGGAUUCAGUGAUUGCUAAAGACAGGGUGUAACAUGUGAACUAUGUUGGUGAGAGGCUGGAGUAGGCUGGAGGGCAAGAUCACUGGAGGAGAGCCAUCUCCACCAUGAGGAGGGUAAUCUCAGUUUGCAGUCAAGCCAUUAGGUCUGUCCUUGAAGCAGAAAGGAUUGUUUUUAAGAAAGUUGUUAGGUUUCUACCCAAAGUCUCUUGAUCUAAUAGGAAGAUGGAGAGUGUGGUAGUCAGGCUACGAUCUUAAGUGAGAAUCUGGGUCUGCCACCCCCCUUCCCCGAUCCCAGCAGAAAGGGUGUGAGGCAUGGGCGUUGCCUGGCAAGUUGAGGGGCCAGUGUGUUGCCUCAGGCAGGUGGCCCAGCCCAUUGCUCCGGCUCACUUCUGAUCCUGUGCCAGCUUUGGGACUCAGGAAGGGGUGAGGACCUGGCCAGAGGAACACAUGAGCCUAGGUGUCGGGCCAGAGGGGCAUGUGGGGCAAUUAGGAGCCUCAGGGACAUUCUGGUCUGACUGAAGGACUGCCUCCUGCACCACCGUGAAGAAGCUUUGCGCAUCCUGGCAAAGGAAGGAUGAAUCCCACAGCCCAUCCUCACACCUGCCCAGAGGCAGGGCCAGUAUGAGUCCUCUGGCCCUGCUGGGCGACAACUUUCAAGAUAAGGAUUUAAAGAAACUUCUCAAAGCUUCUUCAGUAGGGGAUUUGGAGAAGGUGAAGAUGUACCUUCAGCUCAACAAACACGAUGUGAACAUGCUGGAUAGAGAACACAGAACACCCUUGCAUGUGGCUUAUGCUAACGGAUAUUCAAAUAUUGUAUCUCUCUUAACAGAGAAAUAAUGCAAAAUAAAUGUCUGGGAUGAUGAAAACAGAUCUCCAUUGACUAAGGCAGUAUUGUGUGAAAAGGAGAAUUGUGCUGCUAUUCUUCUAGACCAUGGUGCAGACCCAAAUCUGGUGGAUUUGAUGGCCCUUCAUUAUGCUGUCUGUGGUCAAAAUGUCUCAUUAGUUGAAAAACUGCUUCAGCAUAGUGCUAAUCUGGAAGCUCAAAAUAAGGAUGGGUAUACUCCACUGUUACUUGCCAUUACUGAAAAUAAUGCAGAAAUGGUAGAAUUUCUUCUGAAGAAAGGGGCAAAUGUGAAUGCUUCAGAUAAGUACAUUUGAUAAUAGUUAAUAUAACAUAUAACUUUUCUUUAUCUAAAACUUCAAAUUAAGUAGUUAUGAAGAAUUGAAUAUAGCAGUUAUUUAUUAAAAUAAUGUUUGGUGCUUAUUUUCAAAAAUACAUACAGUUAUUUAGGUUUAUAAAACACAGCAACCCACCUUUUUGGUGACUAUCUUACUUUGGCAGGUUUUUUUGUUGUUCUUGUGCAAAAUAAGAAUAUGUACAAUUAUACUUUGUAUUCACCAGUAGCCACUUUCCUUCCCUAUCCCUCACUUAUGGUAUAAAACCUUAAAAAAAAAAAAGAAAGAGAGGAGAAAGGAAUCUGAUGGCAACAGGUUGGUCACAAUGGUUACACAAUGGUCACAAUUAUACAUUUUUUAAUGACUAUAAAAUGCAGAAGUAUCAAUGCUAAAUAUAAUUGUGUUAGAGUUGAGGCAUAGCAUUUAAGAAAUAUACUUAGUAAAAAUAUGUGAACGUAAAUUAAAAUAUAUCAAAUAUCACUUGUUUUCUAGAUGUGUAACUUCAUUUCUACCAAUUUUUUGCUGCUGUCUUGAAUAAGAAGCCUACUUUGAAAGAGCAGUAAAUGAACUAUCACAGUAUUUCUCUGAGUAUUCAUUUGAAGAGAAGUUUGUUACAUGGAGAACAGCUUUCACCUUAGAAGAUGUGAAGAAAUUUCAAAAGACAAAUAUCUGUGUUACGAACCAUCAAUUGGGAAGAUUAAACUGUGUUCAGUUUAUAGGCAGAAAAAACUUUUUAGCCAAAAUAUUGAGUACAAUCUAAUUAAGAGUAAACUUUGCAACAUAAUUUUGUUAGGCAUGUACUAGAACAUUUAAAUAAAGUAAAAAUAUUAACACUUCAGCUACAAAACAGAGGAAAAAUAUAAUCCUGUGUAAAUGGAAACUCCAUUUUAGUUACAAGUACUUGCAUUGAUAAAGUCUUUUUGUUUUUGUUUUUGUUUUGAAAUAUUACAGCAAUACAUAUUCAUAAGAUUUUGGUAUUAUGGAAAAGAAAAAAGAAAAUGCAUCAGCCAUAGUUCAUCACACCAAGAAAACAUUUGUUAAAUUUCUAGCAUGUUUCUGUCUGUAGCCUUUUGAAAUUUACUUAGCUUUUUUUUCCUGAAAGGGAAUUUACAAUUUUGCUUUUUAAAAAAAAAAACAAAAAACACCACAAUUACAUAGUAUGUAGUUUCACUGUGCUCCUUGCCAUCCCUUAAACACAUCCAGCAUGGCCUGGCCUCAGGACUAUUCCCCGAAAGCCUGACUCUUCCUUUAACUGUCUCCUGAGAUAGCUUCCCUGCCUCACAUGGGACUUGCGUGCAGCCUCCUCUGGCUGACCUGCCAUUCUGUUAGUUACCCUGCUUUAUUAUCUAUUAUUUUCACCCUUGCCUUUUGGAUUGCAAGAUCCAUGAGAGCUUGAACUUUUUAUUCAUAGUUAAAUCCCCAUAUCAAUGGUAAAAUGUCUAGAGUAUAGCAGGUAUUCAAUUUGCCAAAAGCAUAAUAAUAAUCGACACUUGUCAGGCAUGGUUCCAAGUGCUUUGCGUAACUUAACUCAUGUUAUCUUCAUAAAGUCUUGUUGAAGUAAAUACUAUUCAUAUCCUUAUCAUUCAUUUAUGAUGAGGAUAUCAAGGUGCUGCAAUGUUUAAUGACUUGCUCAAGGUUAUGGAGAUAAGAAGCUGAGAGCUGGGAUAGAAACAUAUGCAAUCUAGAUUUAAACCUACCUAGUCUAACUCCAGCAUUUACCUCAUUAACCAACAUACCACCACAUCUCUCUCAUGAAUAGAUGAAUAUAUAUCAUUCCUUGUAAACUCUAUUUUUAAUGGCUCAAGGAAAGGUAUUUUAACCACUCAUUCAUUUAAUUUGUUGAACUCCCUUUUAAUGCUAGGUAUGUAAAAGAGCUAACAUGGGGAAAAAAACCUGACAAUUCCUCACAUCAAGUCAACACACAUUUAAUUUCCACUAUGGUUUAGAUCAAUGGUUCUUGACUGGGGCUAUUUUGUCUCCCAGAGAAUACCUGGCAAUGUCUGGACAGACUUUUGAUUGUUAAGAAAACUGCUAAGUAGCCCACAAUGUAUAGGACAGCCUCCUGCAAGUACUUAUCUGGCCCCAAAUGUCAACAGUGCUCAGGCUUAGGAACUCUGAUCUAGUUUCUAUAUUAUGUACUGGGGGACAAAGAUGAAAAAGAUAAAUUAUAUCCUCAGUCCUCCAUGAGCUCACAGCUGUUUAGUCCCCUCCCCAGUCUUUUUUAACCAUGUAAGUUAAUGCAGGUCAGACUAUGUGCACCAUACAUUUACCAUCAGCAUAAAAAGAACUUAAU